GAGGCUCGAACUCGAGCUUCGAGGGUGAAUCAAGAUGACUGCGAUAGCGCGCGAUACCCACAUGGCAGAGUUAGGUUCGGGUGAUCUUGAACAGCAAAAGACCAACAAAAUGAAUUCCACCAUACUGGACAAUUUUAAUAAACUGAAGGACAACAAUGAUUCUGUGAGACUAAACGCCGGAGUCGCGCUGCUGAAUUAUCUUCGUCAACAUAAUACAAAUCAGGAUGGCGAAGAGUUGAAUUAUGCAUUAGUCAGACUUGUUCGCAGUCUGGGAUCUUCAAUGACGUUUACUAGAAGAGGUGUUUAUAGCACCUUGACAGUCUUUCUGAUGAUGCAUUCUGAAACAUCAAUAGAAAAACUCUUAUCCAUAAUGAAUACUCAAUUACAUCCAGCUAGCAGUAAUCCUAAAAGUGAAAACGCCGAUGUAUACAUGGGACGCAUAUUGCUGUGUGGUGCAUUGAUAAGAUCCAAGUUACUUGUUCAAAAUAGUGUUGAGAUACAACAACAGGUUACAGAGAUUCUAUUGAAUGCUGGCAAACAACGUAGUUAUUUGUCAUUUAUCUCUGUUAUUUUUCUCAGCGAACUUAUUAUUCAACUUGAUAUUGAACCUAUGAAAAACAUUUGGCCGAUUGUUGAAAAGGAAAUUGGCAAGCCAUGGUCAGAACAGACUCUGGAUACGUUCUAUGCAUUGCUUAUUAUUAGAGAUAAACAUCCAUCGCUAGUUAAUCAUAAGUUUUUAAAGGAGCACUUAGGUGUAAAAGAAAUUGUCACCAAAAAGUCUAUGGAAGAUAUUGUUAAAUUGUUAACAGCCCUACCCAGAAUCGUUUCUUAUCGUCAUCCAGUGUUUAAGCUAUUUUGUGAAAAACUGAUAGCGACUGAACUUGUGAUUGACUUCUGGAAUGGCAUUGAGCAGAGAUUUAUAAAACCAUCAAAGAGUGAUGAAUAUAUCGCUGUAGAGAUUUUACAAUUGAUACUUUCUAAUAUUACAGAUAAAUCUGUAAUUCCAUUGUUAUUAUCUCCAAAUCUUCUGCAACACAUGUUGAAAAGAUUUUCUAAUUGUAAAAGGAAUAACAAUGAUGAGGUUUUAAUAGCAUUCAGAGAAGUUUUACGCAUGGUGGCAUCUGCUACAAGUGACGAAAAUAUGAAAACAAAGACGCAGUUGAGUAUAUUGAAGAAGCUCAUGUUACAUCCUGGAGACUUAAUGAUAGAAAAGAAGACGGGUGUUAAGAUGAUCCAAAUAAUUACAGGAAAUUUGAGGAUAGACGGUAUUAAAAAAUUGUGCCAAUUGUAUAGAGAUAUUGUAGAGAAUAAGAUGAUUAAAGAAAAAGAAGAUACAAAGGCAGAGUCAUGGACGAAUGCUGAGCGAACUUACGCAGCGCAGCUAUUAACAAAAUUAAUGGGUCGUCAAGAGACAUUCUCAGAUCAGGAUUGGAGACUUGAACAACUGAUAUUCUUAUUCAAUCAUGGUUUGUGUGAAAUAUCAACUGUUGGAAUAGAAUUAGCACCGCAAUUCAAAGAUUCUUUUUAUCGUGCUCUGGAUCAUAAACUCCCAAAGUUGGAUAAUGUGCGAAACUUGUUAAGCGCUCUGGUUCACGAUUUAAACUCGAAAUUGCAAUCCAAGGCGAUACGAUUAAAAUCGCCAUUAAGCGAUGCAGCGUCCGAUGCUUGGAAAAUAGUGGACUUGAUUGAAAAAUUAGAGAAAAAUACAAAAAAUGCGGAAGCCUUGCCGAUAUUUCAUACGAUGAAUUUACAUAUGGGUUUGCAAUUAUUCUCGGAUCCUGAAACGGCAAUCAUGUCGAUUAAUGAACUUCAAUGUUGUUACGAGAGAUUAAGUAAAAAAUCCAAGGAACAUAAAAAACUCAAUGCAGUUACGGAAGACGAACCACAGUGGGUUGAAGUAGUAGUAGAUCUUUUGUUAUCUCUUUUGUCUAAGAAUGAUCAUUUGUUCCGCUCAUUAGUUGGUUGUGUGUUUCCACAUAUUUGCCCAUACCUGACUUUACCCGCAGUUUAUCAGAUAUUAGCCAUAUUAGAUAUAAAAAAUGACCAAAAAACACUUACCACGAAACAAAAUGACGAUGAAGAUUCCUCCGGUAUAGAAAGUGAAUCAGAAAGUGAUGAGGAUGAAGAGGAGGAGGAUAGUGUUUCGGACAAUGAAAUUUUAUCAAAAAGUGAAUCCGAGUCUGACGCAAAUGAAAACGAAGAUGAGGAUGAAAGUGAGAACGAGGAUGAAACAGUGACCGAUAAAUUAAGAAUGGCAGUACGUCAAGCUUUAGGUGAUGCUGCAACGCAAACUGAUGACGAAGACAUCGACGUAGAUCAGAUAGGUGAAGAGGAAGGAAAGCGAUUGGAUGAAUCGUUAGCAGCAGCUUUUAAAAUUUUACGAGAGAACCGUCAAGCUCGUACUAAAAAGCAAGGGAAAACGAGCCAAGCGUUAAUGCAUUUCAGAGCACGUGUUAUCGACUUAUUAUCCAUUUAUUUAGAUAUUUGUCCGUCUAUGGCGAUUACUUUAGACAUGAUUGUGCCACUUUUCGCUCUGCUAGAAUUCUGUAUAAAGGACCCGCAUCAGGAACCACUCGCGCAUAGAAUUCGGGCUUGCCUGAAAAAGUUAUCAACAGUGAAAAAGUUUAAAGAUACAACGGAUGUUGACGAUACUUUGUUAAUCAUGGUGUUAAAGGCUCUAAUUGAAAAAGGAGAGCGUUCCGCUUCGGUCUGUCAAGAACUCAAUGGUAAAUUAGCAGAGUGUUGUACCUUCCUUGUAAGAUGUGCGCAACAAGCUAAUUUGUCCACUAAAAGCAUUGUGGAGAUAUAUGGUGAAAAUUUAACUGCGUUUUUCAAAAAAAGAGAUUGUGUUCUUUCAUCUAUAUUAUUUAAGGGCGUAUUGCAAUUGUGUUGGGAAGGUAAUUGGCAGCUAGCUCUUCUGCUGGUGGACUUUGCUUUUGAUAGCAGUAUUCGAUACUUUCGUAGGAAUCAGGCACUCGAAUUAUUGUUAAUUUUCUAUAACAAUAACCGAUUGCUGAGCACGGAUGUAAAAUAUGCCGACGUAAGAAUGAAAUUAGAAACGACGCUUUGUAAAAAUAUCGUAGACACAUUUAAGGAGACAUGUGAUCUACAUACAAGCAACAAUGGACAAUCUAGUUCAUGUAAUGACGUUAAUGCACAGAAGAAAGUUCUACAGAAAUUUAUCGGUCAUCUUUUAACGCUAUUGCGUGUUGUUCACGCCCGUCAUUUGCCACAAGCGUGGGAUUGGCAAACUGUUAAAGUGGCAUUAAUAGAAUACAAAAAUCAAAAUGCUUUUUCUGGAGAUGCAAAAAGUGCAUAUAAUAAGCUGGCAGUAACAAUUGGGAUACCACUUAAAGAACCAUCAAUCAAAAAAAAUACUAAACUAAAAAACAAUUCUGCUGAUACUGCUUCGCAAAGUAAUGGCAAACAGAGCAAUGUUGGUUCUCAAAACGGAAAAGUGAACAAUUCGGAGGAAGAAGAAGAAGAAAGAGAAAAAGAAAAAGAAGAAAAGGAAGAAGAAGAAAAUAAAGAAGUUGCACAUAGUAAUAAUGUGCAGAAGAAAAAGAACAAGAGCAAACAAAGGGACAAGCGAUUACUGAAGAAAGAAGCACGUGAAUUACGUGCAAAAGUUAUGUCUCAAGAUAUAGAACUGUUUACAUUUAGCAAUAUUAAUUUACCAGAAGUUAAUUUACCAGAAGAUGAAGUAGAUACAAUGGAAGUUCUACAAAAUGGGGAUUCGCACGAUUCGCCUACAAAUUCGAGAACAUCGCAGAAAAGAAAUCAUACGGAAGACAAUCGCGAGCCUAAAAGAAGAAGAAGUACUACUCAUGUUUGAUUUAGUUUAUAAAUUUAAAAUAAAAAAUAAUAAAAUAUUCAUAAGUACGAAAAUCAGGAGAUAAAGAUUUAAAAUACACAUCGAUCCGUUCAGAUUUGAACGAGAUAUUUUUAUAUGCGAAUAAACUCGCUGUACGUGUAUGUACGGCUACAAUUAUUAUUCUAAGUUAUGAAAAUAGAUGAAUAAUUAACGAUAUACUAAUUAUUCGAAUUGAUAUGUUGAUUUUGUUUUCUUCUUUUUAUUUUCGAGUGUAUAGAAAUCGAAUGUAUAGAAUUAAAUAUACACAAGAUAAAACUUAUGGCCAAUUUAGAAGUGAGUUUAAACUAAACAAACUGCUGCUUUUAUCAAGACGAUACUUUCUAUAUUCUAUUUGUUACAUUCAUAAUUACAUUUAUCUGUUUUUAUCUUAAUUAAUAUCAACAAUUUCAAAUAAACACUUGUAACUAUCUAUUUAAUGAAAAC
Pogonomyrmex barbatus (red harvester ant) is the source of this 4297-nucleotide messenger RNA. It is a transcript of the gene Mybbp1A, whose product is annotated as MYB binding protein 1a. The record is from RefSeq and is a predicted model, not a curated record. Lineage: Eukaryota; Metazoa; Arthropoda; Insecta; Hymenoptera; Formicidae. Gene Ontology annotation, molecular function: RNA binding; sequence-specific DNA binding; transcription factor binding. Gene Ontology annotation, biological process: regulation of DNA-templated transcription. Gene Ontology annotation, cellular component: nucleolus.